AUGACAGCGUUCAUCCAGGAGAUAGCGAUGAGACUGUGGAAUAACGAGAAGGCUCUUCGGGAACGUGCGGGAGCAGGCCAAAUCCCCGACGGGGCCUAUGCAAUCGGUACCAUCAGCGACUGUGUGAAAUCGUACUUUCGCAACGUACAUAAGCAAUAUCUUGAGUUUAACGACGACGAAAAGGCUGAGAAGGCCAUACGACGCAAAACGAAUAGUAAGCAUCGUGCGCGUCGUCAAACCGUCACAAAAGUUCGACGUAAAGCGGCCAAAGCAUUCGAGUCUCAGGCUAGCCAAGGUGCAAUGGCUAUGAUUGAUACCGACUUCGCAUCGGAUGUCUUGUCGUAUGCGUCGGACGGAGACUUGUCUGACGACACCAUACAACGGCGGAAGGACGCGGGCGUCGGUGAUAGUGCUUUCAUGGUGGAGGGUUCUGAUUGGAGAAGCGUUGAUUACGUAGCGUUUUUGCGAUGGCUCACAUUCAAAAGCAAAAACGAGUCUGAGGAAGGAGAUGACGUUAAUGGCCGGCCACCCUCAAAGCGCCGCAAAGUCACUCAGAAGAAGAAAUCGUCGAAAUCAGUAUUUGAUCUCGCACCGAGCAAGAUGAACGAGGACCCACCUAUCUCCCACAAGAAAUCUAACCCGACGGUACCAUUCAGGUCGAUGGUUUCAGCGAAAUGGCUGAAGACUCACCCGGACAUGGUAUUAUUAGAUGGCGGCGAGUGGUUAAGCGGAUUCUAUGGAACGGUGAGCGAAAAAGAUGUCUAUAAGCAAGACUGGACAUACCUGAAGGAGCUUGAUGGGUGGCAAAAGAUGGCAGAUGAUGCGGGCUCCGAGUCUGAUGUUGAAUAG
Messenger RNA from Suillus clintonianus, 849 nucleotides. RefSeq lists its product as uncharacterized. The transcript has 3 exons. NCBI's taxonomy places the organism in Eukaryota, Fungi, Basidiomycota, Agaricomycetes, Boletales, Suillaceae. The record is from RefSeq and is a predicted model, not a curated record. Bases 1 to 849 code for a protein of 282 amino acids.